This is a messenger RNA of Rhagoletis pomonella (apple maggot), 4149 nucleotides long. RefSeq names its product chondroitin sulfate synthase 1 (gene Chsy). Lineage: Eukaryota; Metazoa; Arthropoda; Insecta; Diptera; Tephritidae. The record is from RefSeq and is a predicted model, not a curated record. Bases 329 to 2818 code for a protein of 829 amino acids. The transcript has 9 exons. Gene Ontology annotation, molecular function: glucuronosyl-N-acetylgalactosaminyl-proteoglycan 4-beta-N-acetylgalactosaminyltransferase activity. Gene Ontology annotation, cellular component: Golgi cisterna membrane.
CGUUUAACGUUCCGUUUCUUCGAAAAACGCCGCCAUGCAUUCGGCGAUCAGUACACUGUAAUAUGUACUUGUCUUUGGAAAAAUAAGCGUGGAGCACAUACAUGCGUAAGAAAAUGCAUUUUUGGGCCCCGAGAAGUGAAUACACAAUUUAAAAAAAAAAGUGUUUAGAUGAAGUUCUAAUUUGUAAUACCUGUCAUAUCUUGUAAUAAAACAACAGCGGCCAAUAAUCGGUCGCAAUUGAUUAACGUCCGUAAAAGUCCGAAAUCGAAAUCUGGAUCGAAGUUUCUACGUCCACUUGGGAGCAGUAAUCUUAAAGUAAGAAACGAAAAUGAUGAUGCAAAAUUCAGUGACGAAACGUAAAACGUUGAUCUUCGCCUUCUUCGGCAUAGCUUUAGGACUUUGCAUUGGCACCGUUCUCAAAAAUUAUCGCGCACUUGAGAUCGUCAAACGUUGCAGCAUGAAACCGAGUAGUCAGCAGUCACCUUUCGAAAUCAUUGGCAUGAAUCCGGAGGAGGAAACGAUAAGAACCUCUCAGCGAAAUCUUGUAUUCGUCGGGAUUAUGACAGCGAAGAAUUUCAUCGAUGGGCGUGCUCGAGCCGUUUACGAUACUUGGGGUAAAGAAGUACCUGGUCGUAUAGCGUUCUUCAGUUCGGAAGGCUCUUACUCGAAGGAGUUGCCGGUAAUAGGUUUAAAGAACGUUGACGAUCGCUAUCCGCCACAAAAGAAAUCAUUUAUGAUGCUCUAUUAUAUGUAUGAACACUAUAUUGACAAAUUUGAAUGGUUCAUACGCGCCGAUGAUGACGUCUACAUCGAACCAGAGAAACUGGAACGCUUUUUACGUUCGAUCGACAGUUCCAAGCCGCAAUUCAUAGGUCAAGCUGGUAAGGGCAAUAGUGAAGAGUUUGGCCUACUAUCGCUGGAGUUUGAUGAAAAUUUUUGCAUGGGCGGACCUGGUGUAAUAUUGAGUAGCGAGACCCUGCGCAGGGUUGCUCCGCACAUACCUACUUGCUUGAAGAAUCUGUAUAGCACACAUGAAGACGUGGAGGUGGGACGUUGCGUGCAAAAAUUUGCUGGCAUACCGUGUACCUGGAAUUAUGAGAUGCAAUAUAUUCUGAGACAUAACUCAAGCGGUCCAUACGCAUUCACUGGUAAAUUAAAACGUAAGGAAAUACACAACGCUAUCUCUCUUCAUCCGAUCAAGCAAUCACCGCUGAUGUAUCGCCUGCAUUCCUUCGUACAGGGCCUUAAAGCAGAGGAAAUACGGCAAGAGUCACUCGAGUUACAUCGAGAUAUUAAGCGCAUGGCUAGUUUUUUGGAAAUACCGGACGAUAGCAAGUAUUUGGUACCUGGCAUUGAGUUAAUACCCGAAAAGACUAACAGCGAUCAGCACUACGAAGAUCAUAACAUUUUAGGCAUUGCUCCGGAUCUGAAGAAAUCGAGGCCUUCGUCAACAGCUGAUCUCCUCGAAUGGUCGUUCAUUGCUCGAAGUCUCUACUCCAGUGAAAAUGCGAACCCAAAGCACAAAAUCGAUUCGGCGUUGCGCGAGGGGCUCGAAGACGUUAUCACAGAAGUUAUGGAGAAUAUAAAUAAUUAUUCCCGACAAAGGGGUCGCGUUAUUGAAUUUCGGGAACUACUCUACGGCUACAAUCGAUUGAAUCCUCUGCAUGGACAAGAUUUAAUACUCGAUCUCUUGUUGAUCUAUAAACGGUAUCGAGGCAAAAAGAUGACUGUACCAGUGCGUCGUCAUUUGUAUGUGCAACGCGCUUUCACUGGUACUUUUGUGAAGGAAUUCAACGAGGACUUCUACAACUACACGCUACAAACAAGCUAUCUCAACCACAUGCUGAGCUCAGGAAUCGAACGAUUUUCAAAACAUUUUACACUGCCCGGUUUGCCAGCCUCUACUGAAACGGCGAAAAUCGUAUUUAUCCUACCCAUCGCCGGGCGUUAUGCCACAUUCCAGCGUUUUUUGACCACCUAUGAACGUAUAGCAAUAGAACAGGAUACGAAUUGCGAUUUACUGGUGGUCGUCUUCGGCAACAGCACCAGUGUUCAAGCACACUUACAACUCUUGCUGGAUUUGCGUCAGCGUCACAUUUACGAGCACAUAAACUACAUACAACGGAAUGAAGAAUUUUCGCGUGGUGUGGCCUUAGAUGUGGCCGCACGUUCAUCUUAUAUACAAGCCGAUGACAUAAUGCUCUUCAUCGACGUAGAUAUGGUAUUUCAAUUGGAAACAUUGCAGCGCAUCAGAAUCAAUACGGUUCAAGGGCGACAAGUAUAUUUGCCAAUCGUGUUUAGCCAGUAUGACCCGAAGAGACGUUGGACAGGCCCAAAUGUUGAGAAUGCAUUUACAGCACCUGACGAAAUUACCAAUGAAUCUGGCUACUUUCGUCAAUUUGGAUAUGGCAUUUGCGCAAUCUAUAAAUCGGACAUCCUCGAUGAGGACAUAAAUGGAUUUGAUAAAGAUAUCAGCGGAUGGGGAUUAGAGGAUGUAAAAUUCUUAGAUAAAAUCGUUAAGGUUGGUAACCGCCGAAACGAUUUCCUAGUCAAUACUGCCGAGGUUCCACCCCAAUACAAUGAGGCAGCGAAAAAAAUGAGGCAACUCAGUAUAUUCCGCGCCCCAGAUCCGACAUUAGUGCACAUAUUUCAUGAUAUUAGUUGCGAUGUCAAACUUGAUGGCCCGCAAUAUAAUAUGUGUCUAGGGACGAAAGCAAACUCGCUGGGUAGCACGCAAUUUAUGGAGCAAUUAUUUUAUAGCAAUAGGGAGAAUAUAGAUUUCAUUUUAGAAUUGAAUCGCAGAAAGGAGCAAAGCUGAGGUGACAUGGAAACAGUCAAAAAUUUAGAAAUACUUAAAAAAAAAUUUUUUUAGGCACCCGUUAAAAAAACUUAAUCGCGUUUUUAGCUAUAACUUUCUUUUUCGAUGUCAGAUUUUUUAAAUCUUUAUGUCGCCAAAAAGGUCUCGCUAAGAACUACAUAUAAUUAUCCCCUAAAUGAUUUGGCCUUUAAAACCGUUUUUAUUUAUACCUUCACUAAUUUGUGAAUUACUAUCCCUAGUUGUUUACGUCAAUAACUAUAAGGUCAAGAUGCAGGGACAGUCGUCGAGAGUUCUAGCUUUAAUUUAAGCCUAAGUGGAAGGUUCCAUCACCUUUUAUUUUUUUUUUUCUAGAGCUUCCCAACUAUAACACCGAGUUUUUUUUAAUACCGUUAAUAUGGGAAGUGGGCGCUUUUGUGGACGGAUUUUGUUUAUAUUAACACCUUCUACUAAUUUUCACUAAAGAAGCUUGUGUUCCAAAUUGAAGCGUCUAGAAUUUCUCCCACUGUGCGGCGAUUGUAUUUUUAUGAGAAGCUGUUCUUCAUGGCAGAAAUAUACUCGGGAGUUUGUCAUUGUCUGCCGAGGGGCGACCGCUAUUAGAUAAAGUUUUUCUUUUCUUUUGAUCCCUGACCAGCGGGAUGGUGGAGCUUACUUUUACCACUAUUACAUGCCGAUUUGUUGGUAACUUGUUCUUUAAUAGAUUCUUCGGUUCAGAAAGCAUUUUUUACAGCUACGAUCGGUUUUACCGAAAAUUUCUUACCUUCCAGAAAAUAAUUUUUUUGGUAUUAAAUAUUUGUUUUAUUACUAUUCGAAGUUUUUUCCCAACUGCGUUAUAAUCGGCCAAGUGUACCAACAUUUUUCAAUGGUCGAGUUAUUUCCAUACAAAAUGCGUUAAUUUAGAUCAUGAAAAGUUAGAUAAAAAUAAAUAAUAAAGUCGUCAUCACUUUUAAAGAGAGUACAAAAAUAAAAAAACUUGGGAUAAUAUUUCCAAAACUAGUGAAGGUAUAAAUUAAAACGGUUUUAAGGCCAAAACAUUUUAAGGGGCAAUUAAAGUCCCGAGUGCGACCUUUUCGGCGACAUAAAGAUUUUCAACAUCAGACAUCGAAUAAGAAAGUUAAAAGCCAAAAACGUGAUUUAGAUGGUUUUAACGGGAGCCUAAACAAAUUUUUGUUUACUCCCAAAGUGUUUUCUCGAAAUAAGUGUUCAAAUAAAACUGGCACUAACUUUUUUUCGUGAUACGCCUUAAUUGUGUACAUACGCCACUGGAAGACCUUUUAAAACGUCCCUAUGGUUAUUAGUUAUCAAUGACAAUUACAGACUUUAUAAGCAUAAAA